This is a messenger RNA of Acanthosepion pharaonis, 486 nucleotides long. The record is from the annotation of a GenBank genome assembly. NCBI's taxonomy places the organism in Eukaryota, Metazoa, Mollusca, Cephalopoda, Sepiida, Sepiidae.
AUGUCAACGAAAAACAAAUUGUCUGGCUACGGCUUGAUUCUUGCUUCUUCCGCCGGACUUUUCGCUUCUUUGGCUUCUCUUUCUGUCAAACUCGCUGUCACAGAUGAAACCGUAAAAGAAAUUUGUCAAAUACUCAAUGCUUUAUCCGAUAUUAUAAACUGGCCGUUAUUGUCUUCCACGUGUUCUGAGGUUCUCAUCUGUGUAUUAAGAGUUUGCUGUUUCUGCCUUAUGUUUGCAUUCAAUACAUUAAUGUGGACAACAUUUACAAAAUCUCUUCACUAUUUUACAUCAACAGUUGAAGCCUCAGCCACAAAUACUGCCUGUAAUUUCACUUUCUCAGCUAUUUUUGGCUGGUUAUUCUUUAAUGAAAAUCUUCCAUUACAAUGGUGGAUUGGUUGCCUGUGCAUCGUGAUUGGCCUUUAUUUGAUUCAGUCAGGAAACACAAAAACACACCCUUUGCAAGAAAACAAAGCAAAAAUCAAUUAA